AUGAGGAUUUUUCAUGGGUUUUCUGUAAAACCUGAUGUUUUGAUGAUUUUGAAAAAGAUUUAUGAAAUUCGGUCUAAGGUAAAAGUUAGGCUGUUCAAAUGGAGGAUAUACUACGGCAAGUUUCUUCAGUCAAGGACAUUACCUAAUUCUCAAUGCAGAAAAAUGGCUGCAAUCUCCUCCUGUCUCCGGUACCUCUCCAAACCAUCUGAGCUUCACAAUUCCUCCUCGCCAACCACUAAAAACCUAUCAAUUUUCAAUCGUUUACCAGCCUCACUACCUCGACGCCACUUCAAACUCACUGUGCAGUUUCCUCUGAAACCACCCUCAGUCUCUUCUCUCUUCAUUAAACCCCACAAACCCCUCCAGCACAAUUUCUGCGACAACUCAGUAAAAUGCCUUUUCACGGGCAUAGUUGAAGAAAUGGGCACUGUUAAAAAUCUGGGCUUUGACCAAAACAAUAGUUUCACCGUGAAGAUCCAGGCAAAGGUCAUGCUUGAAGACAUUCACUUGGGAGAUAGCAUCUCGAUCAAUGGAACUUGCUUGACAGUUACAGAAUUCGACAAUGUUUUAUCCGAAUUCUGUGUUGGGUUA
This is a messenger RNA of Olea europaea var. sylvestris, 591 nucleotides long. RefSeq lists its product as uncharacterized. Gene Ontology annotation, biological process: riboflavin biosynthetic process. The record is from RefSeq and is a predicted model, not a curated record. Gene Ontology annotation, molecular function: riboflavin synthase activity. The annotation marks the transcript as partial. The transcript is spliced from 2 exons. NCBI's taxonomy places the organism in Eukaryota, Viridiplantae, Streptophyta, Magnoliopsida, Lamiales, Oleaceae.